Heterotrigona itama is the source of this 4747-nucleotide messenger RNA. Lineage: Eukaryota; Metazoa; Arthropoda; Insecta; Hymenoptera; Apidae. The record is from the annotation of a GenBank genome assembly.
AUGACGUACAGAGGGAAGCGGGACAAUGCACGCAGGGCGGAAGUGAGAAACCACUCGUUGCAAAUGGCAGACGUAUGAUACUGUCUACUUAUUUUUCUGGUAUAGCAGUGUAUUACAAUUAUUAGUGGUGAUAUGUCCAGAUUUUAAGAUUGAACAUUGUCAUAUUUAUAAUUGUUGUCAAUAGAAAAGUUCAACAGUGAUGGCGAAGUUAGUGAACGUUUGGCGGGACGAUGACCCGGUCGAUUUGACGCGAAGACAAAUGCCAUUCAUUGUCGAUGAGAAUCUUACAAUGGUGAUGGAUAUAAAUAAUUUAGGAGCAAUUUGUGAUAGUCCGUUAGUUUGCGGUAAAGAACUUGAUGAAUUUAUUAGAAAGCUUAAUAUACUUACGAAAGAAGAAAUUAAAGCUUCGUUUGAAGUGACAUGUAAGGAUAUGCUUGUGGUCUUAAGCCAGGCUGUGCCAUGUAUUGGUUGUAGAAGGAGUGUUGAAAGACUAUUCUAUGACCUUAUGAAAUCAGGACAUCCAGCAUUAGAUCCAUUAGUGAUUACACCUGAAGGUUUGUUAUCAAUAAAGGAUGAUGUUCUAGAAUCGCCACAAUUGCUUUGUACAAUGUUGCAAGGACACAGCACUAGGUUAAACAGUUUAGUUGAAGGCCAACCUAGAAAUAAAAAAUCACGAAGAUGUGUAUUGCAUUCAUUAGAAAUUCAACGUAUGAGACCUCCUCCAGGUGCAUGGAAAGAAGUAUGGGAUUGUAUGGAUCACACAUGUCGUCUAGCACUUUCAUUAAUAGAAAGUAAUAGUCUUGAAGCUACUUUAGAUACAUAUUUACGUAAACAUCGAUUUUGUGGUGAAUGCCGUACAAAGGUACUGCUGGCAUUUUCUCUGUUAACAACAGAGCCUGAACCAGAGAAAGAGAAAGGCUAUGUUGCUUCUUUAUAUUAUGGGAUCAGACGUUGCAUACGUGAUAGACAUGUACAUAUACCUAUAAACUCAUAUUUUAUGGGCAACCUUAUGGGCCGUAUACAGCCAGAACUCAUGGGAAGAGAACGACAUGCGAAAACGUUAGAAAUUGCUCAGGAAGAGGUACUUACAUGUUUAGCAAUGUGUGUCGCUGAACGCUUACAUAGAAUUCAUAGACGAUUAAGAGAAGAGGAAACUGUAUGCAAAGUGUUAGCUGCUGUUGCUGUAGAUGCAUUAUCUAGGAAUUUUCAAAUGGCUGUAGAAGUUAAACAAGGUGUUUCUCAAUUAGAACUUCUCUAUGAAGAAUUGACAAGAGAAGAAAUAGUAAAACAACAACGACGAGAGAAGUUGCGUUUGAAACGCAAAAAGAAGAAAGAACGACGAUAUGAGAUAGAAGAAAAAGAAAAUGCAUGUGAUUUACAAGUAUUAGAUCCCAAAAAUAAGGGACCACCUACAUGUAAAUGUCCAGACUGUGUAAAAAAAUCAAAGUCUAUGUCACAACAAGAAAAUCAAAUACAAUUAGUAUUUCCUAAAGAAUCAAAUGUUCAAAAAUACAAUAACAAAAGUUCUUCUGAACUAAAAACCAAAAUUUCUACAACUCAAACAAAAAAAUGUAAUACACCUGUGAAGAAUCUUUUUGAAGAAGAAUUAUUUGAUGCAUGUGAAUCAUACAAGGAUCUUUCAGAAAAGAUUGAAAAUAAUCAUUGGCAUAAUCUAGAAGAUUGUAAAGAUUCAAUGACUAAAGAAAUAGUAGAUGCUUGGAUUGGAAAGCCAAGUAAAAGCAAUAUGUGGAUAGAAAUGAAAAAACGUUUCGAAUUAUCAAUCUCAGAAAGGAAAAGUCGUUCUUCAAGUGAACAAUCAUCACAAGAUUAUGGUUAUUCGUCAGAGCAAAUUAGUAGUUCUUCCCUUCCUAGUACUCCAGAAGGUUCGGAAGUAGCUUGUAGUGAUGGAUGUUGUAAUCAUGAAAGAGAUUGUCACGAUAUACGACCAUUUGAUAAACUUGUUCAUUCCAAUUAUAGUAUCUCAUUACUAAAGGAAAGAGGUGGAGGUUUAACACUCACACAAAUGUUAGAAGAUUCUUAUUUAUCAAGCGAUGAAGAAAAAGAAUAUAUUCCAGCUGAGGAAGUAUUGGAAUUUAAAUCUCGAAUGUGCCAAGUUCUUGAAAAACGACAAGAACUGCGUCAGACACUGAGAAAACGUUUUGCUAUUUUAUGCAGCCAUCAUAAACCCUUUACCAUUCCUAAUUAAGAAUUCCUACUAGGUACAGUUACUUAAUAGGAUACAAUCUUUCUUUUUUACAUUGAUUUACUGCCAGUAGAAAAAAGAAAAAAAAACAGGAGUGCAAUAGAUGUCUUUCGUAUAACUGUUGUCAGUGGAUGUCAACCUUCCUAUGCGAAUAGAAUAUUGUUGGAGAUGUAAGAACAUUAUAUGGUAUGGUUUAUCUGUAAGCAAAGAAUUGCAUCUAAUAAACUAGAGGUACCAAGAAAUAAUUAUGCCUUGAAUUUUGUUGUUUUUUAUGCAGCUAAAUUUAUAAGAAUAAAAGACAUUGGUAGAUGAAGAAUAUAAUUGUAAAUUAAUGAAAUCAGAUUUUAUAAUCAAAUAUUAAUUCUGAAAACUGGAUUAAAGAAAAUAUAAAUCAUCAAAUUAAUGCACAAAUAUUUGUCAGUGAUCAGAAUUAAAAGUGAGACUGAUUUCCAUACUUGUAUAAUUAAAUGAUAAUUUUUAUGAAUAUUUAUUAAUCAUAAAAACAUGAUGAAUAAUGAUAAACUGCACGUAGUAAAUAAUUGUAUAAAUUACUAUCUACUUUAAGAGGAUUUUAUUUUUUUGGAAGAUUUGACUUCGUUUUUGUGCAAAAUGAAUGUAAAUGUUGUAAUAAUAUGACCGAAGAAUAUUAAAAAUUAAUACAAAAUUACAUAUUAUAUUAUUACAAUCCAUUAUGUAUUAUAUUAUUCCGAGUUACAUCUGUUUUGUACAAUGUUCUAUAGUAAUAUAUAAAAUAUUUUGCUUUCUCUUUGUACAAUAUGUUACAAGAGUUUCAUAUUAUAUGUUAUACAAAAGUAUUAAAAAUAUUGUUUGAAUUUCAUUUGUAUUUUGUUAUAAAAAAGUAAAAUUAUGUAUAUUUCCUUCAAAUGCGACAUAUAUAUAUUAAUUAUGUACAUUGAGGAAUGACUAGUUUGGAUUACAUUGUAAUAUUAUGCUUUUUUAAAAAUAUAAUUUUAGUUUAAUUAUCGAUUUAUUCAUUAUAUUGUGCAAAGCAUAAGCAUGCAUUUGUUCCACCAAAACCAAAUGCAUUUUUUAAUGCUAUGCGCUUCGAGGUUGUAUUCCAAUUUUUUUUUACAUUAGGUACAAAAUUUAAGCAUGUUUCCGUGUCUAGAUUAUGUAAAUUUAAUGUUGGUGGAAUUACACCUUCUUUUAUUGCUAAAAUAGUAAAAACAGCUUCUAAGUUUCCUGCUGCUCCUAAUAAAUGACCAUGCGCACCUUUUGUACUAGAGAUAGUUACGUUUUUACUAUGUUGUCCCAUAAAUGAUUCUACAGCUUUCAAUUCAAUCCCAUCGCCCAAAGGAGUUGAAGUUGCAUGUGCAUUAAUAAAAGUUAUAUCUACAGUUUCUAUACCAGCGUCUUUUACUGCUCUAUCCAUAGCUAAUAUAGCACCAGUACCAUCCUCACUAGGUGCAGUUAAAUGUGCUGCAUCACCAGAUAAACCAUAUCCUAACACUUCUGCAUAAAUAUUAGCUUUUCUUUCAAGUGCAUGAUUUAAUUCUUCUAAGACUAAUAUAGCAGCACCUUCUCCCAUGACAAAUCCAUCUCUAUCCUUAUCAAAUGGUCUUGAUGCUUCAUAUGGAAAAUCAUUUUUGUUAGUACUUAAUGCUCGAAGUCUACAAAAAGCAGCUAUAGCAAGAGGACUGAUACAUGCUUCUGCUCCACCACAUAUCAUUAUACUCGUUUCUCCCCCACGAAUAAAACGAAAUGCAUCACCAAUUGCAUGUGCUCCAGUUGCACAUGCUGUUGAUACAGAAUGAUUUGGGCCACGAAAACCAUAUUUAAUACUAAUCUGUCCUGCAGCCAUGUUGGGUAAUAUUCUUGGCACAAAGUAAGGGCUAACUUUGUUAUAUCCUUUUUUUAAGGCCUCAUAUGUUGUGCAUACGUCAACUAAAUCUAUCAUUCCAAUUCCUACUGCUACUCCUGUAUCUUGUUUAUCAAUUUCAUCUUUUGGUUUCCAAUUUGCAUCAUUUAAUGCUUCUUCUGUAGCUAUCAAAGCAUAAGCAGUAGCUGGGCACAUUGUACGUAAAUCACUUUUUGUAAAAUAUGAAUCAAUAUCUAAUUCAUUAGGACCAUUUCCUUUAGGUACUAAUGCAGCAACUUUGCAAGGUAGUUUGUUAUAUUCUGGAUUAGUCAAUUUGGUGAUACCUGAUUUGGAAUCAAUAAGAGUUUGCCAAGCAUUUUGUAGACCAACUCCAAGAGGACAUACUACACCCAUUCCUGUAACGACAACUCGCCGUUUGCAUCUUGCAGCGGUUGUUAAUGUACGAUUAAUACUAACAAACGGAGUAAACAUUUGACCGGUAAGAUUGAAUAUUUGAAAGGAGGUUAUAUGUAUAUUCUUAUAUCAUCACUUUUUACUAGAAACAAUUCAAUAUUUUAUAUUUUAUAGAAAUAUAUUUUAUUUUCAUUUUACACAUAAUAAUUAACGAUAAAUACAAAUAUUAAAUUUUUUUAAAAUAAUAUACAAUAAAAAUAUCUUUUUAUAAAAAUACACUAAACUAAAUGAAUAGUAUAGCACUAAAAUUU